AUUUGCAUGUUUGACCUAGCAGAAUAAUUGGGUCCACAGCAACAUGGGCGUGCCUCCCUUAGAAACACUUGGUUUCAUGUAUGACUCAUAAGCUGAAGCACAGACACCACUUCCCCAAUCUACAGGAGCCAUUUUAACAGCAUAAAACUUGUCGGAUUGCUUUUUAUUUUCAAGCUCAAAGGACGAUAUCUAAAGAGAAAAAAAUAUUUGAAGGCCAAGAAACUUGAGAGAAGAAAAUUUUCAGAAAAAUUGCUGCAAUUUGAGUAGAACAUCAAUGAACUCAGAAAAUUGGAAGCACCUUCCCUAAAGAAAACCUGAGAUAUAAUAAUUUCACAUAUUCAGCUGAGGGUUUUUACCCAAAUUGAGCACUGAACUCCACUGCCUGAUAUUUGCACCUGUUUGGAAUUUUUCUAAUGUGGAUCUAAGGGGAAUGCUUUAUUAUGGCUGCUGUUGUCCAACAGAACGACCUAGUGUUUGAAUUUGCUAGUAACGUCAUGGAGGAUGAACAACAGCUUGGUGAUCCAGCUAUUUUUCCUGCUGUAAUUGUGGAACAUGUUCCUGGUGCUGAUAUUCUCAAUGGUUAUGCCGGUCUAGCCUGUGUGGAAGAGCCCAAUGACAUGAUUACUGAGAGCUCACUGGAUGUUGCUGAAGAAGAAAUCAUAGACGAUGAUGAUGAUGACAUCACCCUUACAGUUGAAGCUUCUUGUCAUGAUGGGGAUGAAACAAUUGAAACUAUUGAGGCUGCUGAGGCUCUCCUCAAUAUGGAUUCUCCUGGCCCUAUGCUAGAUGAAAAACGAGCACAUAAUAACAUAUUUAGUUCAUCUGAAGAUGACAUUGUUGUUGCCCCAAUCACCCAUGUGUCCGUCACACUAGAUGGGAUUCCUGAAGUGAUGGAAGCACAGCAGGUACAAGAAACAUAUGAAGACUCACCAGGAGCCUCAUCACCAGAACAACCUAAGAGAAAGAGAGGGAGAAAAACUAAACCACCACGACCAGAUUCUCCAGCCACUACGCCAAAUAUAUCUGUAAAGAAGAAAAACAAAGACGGAAAGGGAAACACAAUUUAUCUUUGGGAGUUUUUACUGGCGCUGCUCCAGGACAAAGCUACCUGUCCUAAAUACAUCAAAUGGACCCAGCGAGAGAAAGGCAUUUUUAAAUUGGUGGAUUCUAAAGCAGUGUCUAGGUUGUGGGGGAAGCACAAAAACAAACCUGAUAUGAAUUAUGAGACCAUGGGAAGAGCACUCAGAUACUAUUACCAAAGGGGGAUUCUGGCAAAAGUGGAAGGCCAACGCUUGGUGUAUCAGUUUAAAGAAAUGCCAAAAGAUCUUAUAUAUAUAGAUGAUGACGAUCCCAGUUCCAGCAUAGAGUCCUCGGAUGCAUCACUGUCUUCCACUGCCACUUCAAGUAGGAAUCAAGCAAGCCGGUCAAGAGUAUCUUCAAGUCCAGGAGUAAAAGGAGGAGCCACUACAGUUCUAAAACCAGGGAAUUCUAAAGGUGCAAAAUCCAAAGAUCCUGUGGAGGUUGCACAGCCAUCAGAAGUUUUGAGGACAGUGCAGCCCUCACAGCCUCCAUAUCCAACCCAGCUUUUCCGGACUGUUCACGUAGUACAGCCAGUGCAAGCUGUCCCAGAAGGAGAAGCAGCCAUAACCAAUAGCAUGCAGGAUGAAUCGUUAAGUUCUUCCGUUCAGAGUAUUAGGACUAUACAGGCUCCAGCCCAGGUUCCAGUGGUGGUGUCUCCUGGGAAUCAGCAGUUGCAUACAGUAACACUCCAGACAGUGCCACUCACAACAGUUAUCGCCAGCACAGAUCCAUCAGCAGGUGCUGGAUCUCAGAAGUUUAUCUUACAAGCCAUUCCAUCAUCACAGCCCAUGACAGUACUGAAAGAAAAUGUCAUGCUACAGUCCCAGAAGCCAGGCUCUCCUCAUUCAAUUGUCCUGAGCCCUGCCCACGUACAGCAGGUUCUUACUAGCAACGUUCAGUCCAUUUGCAAUGGAACCGUCAGUGUGGCUUCAUCUCCAUCCUUCAGUCCUACAGCCCCUGUGGUGACCUUUUCUCCCCGCACUUCACAGUUGGUUGCUCACCCACCUGGCACUGUAAUCACUUCAGUUAUCAAAGCGCAAGAAGCAAAAACUCUUAUACAGGAAGUAGAGAAAAAGGAGGUUGAAGAUCAUUUGAAAGAAGACACCGAGAAAACUGAGCAACAGCCACAGCCUUAUGUGAUGGUGGUGUCCAGUUCCAAUGGGUUUACUUCUCAGGUAGCUGUGAAGCAAAAUGAACUUCUGGAGCCCAACUCUUUUUAGUUACUAUACCAAAGGUUAUAAAUGAUUGUUUUUUAAUUGAACAGUUUUCAUUGUAUGCAAACUAUCUGAUUGAUUCUAAGAUAAAUUCUACAGAGGUUCCUAAUUUUGUAAUUGUCAAAAAUAAUUUAGAGUUAAUUUUGGCUUUGUUAGAUGAGGGAGGAAAACCCAAGUGUUUCUCUUUGUUCUCUAAAUGUUUCAGAAGUCAGUUGUGAAGGAACAGGCAUUUUAUACUAUGAAGAUAUUCUUUUGAGAUUUUUUCAGUUGCUAUAUCAUAAGCAUUUUUGAAGUUACUUUGCUAAUUUUACAUGUAUUAGCUUUUCUGAUUCUUUUGUAAAUACAGUACUUAAAUGUAAGGCAACAGGACGUUUAUAUAGGAACUGUUUUCAUUCCACUUGUAUAAGUUAAGUCUUGACUCUUUCAAAUACAAAAAAACCUAUUUUAUGCUUUUUAAAAAUUUUGUCACUUAGAUUGACUUUUAGGUGACUGCACUGUAUAACGAACUAUGAAGAUGUAAAAUAACAUAAAAAAUUGAAAUGUGUCCAUGAUAUGACUGAACCUGUUUCAGAAACUGGAUGGUAUAAAAGCAUCAGUCUAAGAGUGACACUUCCACUACUAGCUAUGUAACUUGGGCAAGUCAUUUAGUUCUUUUCAUAAAAGGAAGGGAUGCAUUGGACUAGACUAGAUGAUCUCAAGUUUUCCUUCUAGUUCUAAUUUUUUUUCUAACACCAAUAUUUUAAAGUUCUGUCAAUUAAAACAUUAUCAGACUAUUUCCUAAUAUUGUAGAAUAGCGAAAAUAUUGCAGAAAAAUAGGUGAUCCCUGCCCCCCCAAUUCAUUUUUCUAUUCUCAGUAAAACUUGCCUUAAAAUCCUUCCUGAUAGUUCGUUUUUUAGAUCACUGUACAUUGUGGUCCAUUAGUAAACUUACGUUGCUGAGUGCUAAAUGGUAUACUGCUAUUCUGAGAGAGUCAAGGCUCUUUCUUAAGGGCCAAGAAAGCAACUUGAGACUUGGGCUAAUCUGGCUAAGUAGUCAGUUGUUAUAAAAGCAUAAUUACUUUAUAUUUUGGAUUAUUUUUUAUUGGGGGUGGAGUGGGGGGGGAAAUUGCAUACAAAGAUACCAUAUAUAUCCAAGUUUCUGAAAUGAAAUAGUUUUUAGAUUACUUUUUCAACUGUAAAUAAUGUACAUUUAAUGUCACAAGAUAAUUUUUUCUGCAAAUUUUCUAGUAUAGCAAAGAGAAAUUUUUGUAGAUGAAAAAUCAUGUUUAGAGGCCUAAUGUUAUAUGUUUUCAUAUUACAGAGUGAAUUUGUAUUUAAACAAAAAUUUAAAUUUUGGAAUCCUCUAAACAUUUUUGUAUCUUUAAUUGGUUUAUUAAAUAAAUCAUGUAAAAAUUCUCA
Messenger RNA from Carlito syrichta (Philippine tarsier), 3691 nucleotides. It is a transcript of the gene ELF1, whose product is annotated as E74 like ETS transcription factor 1. Gene Ontology annotation, molecular function: DNA-binding transcription factor activity, RNA polymerase II-specific; sequence-specific DNA binding. Gene Ontology annotation, biological process: regulation of transcription by RNA polymerase II; cell differentiation. The coding region runs from base 441 to 2300 and encodes 619 amino acids. NCBI's taxonomy places the organism in Eukaryota, Metazoa, Chordata, Mammalia, Primates, Tarsiidae. Gene Ontology annotation, cellular component: nucleus. The transcript has 9 exons. The record is from RefSeq and is a predicted model, not a curated record.